UGUGACGACACUGAAGCAUGAUGAAAACAUUGUUGUUCUUGCCUAGUAAUUUAGCAAUAAAACACCCUCGUUUAAUGAAUGUUUUGAUUUUCUUCCGUAGCAGGUGUGUUUUUGGUGCAUCUCUUGAUACAGCGGUCCCUCGCUCUACCUCCUCACGUGCUCGCUUAUUGGAUGUCAUAGAGGUGUGCGAGGAGCACCAAAAUAUGGCGCUAUCAUUUCCAGCCAAUAGCCGCUCAGUUUGUAACAGGUUUCUGUUUGCCGUCACGGUGGCGACGGGAACGCGCGUCAGAGACGGGGAAAGGGAUUUAGAGGCGUCGGGGUCGCGCUCACCGUGUUUGGCUGGCAAGUGCCUGCUUCACCAGGUUCAGCAUUAUGGGGGAUCCUGGACCCCGAGACGAGAUGGACCCUCAUCGAGCGACCACAGCACAGGGACCGUGCAGGCGGUUCAUACCGGGGUAGAGGAGAGCUUUCAUGUGUCAGUAAGUGAGCUGCAGAGGAGGAGGUGUUUUCUGAGAGUCAAUCAGAGCUGGAGUCACUGCUUGGUAGGUUAACGAAGGAGAGACGGACGUGAGGAAACUGGGAAGUCGACUUAACUUCACUAAAUACCGCAUUGAACUGAGCGGAAGCAAUGAAUAAAUUGGUGAUUACGAGCCGGUCCGGUCAGCCUGGGCGAAUCGGAACAGGCUGGGCUCGUCCAGUGUGAAGUCGGCUCCCAUCUGUUGACUUCUCCGCCGGGCGGCGAUGUCCGCUUUCUGCCUGGAUCUGCAGACGUCUGCCGUGGUUUCAGCACCACUAGAGCUGGACAGCGACUACAUGGAGCCGCCGGCCAGCCCCGGCGCUCAGGAGCCCGGCGGCUUUCAGGGCCACCCGCCGCCGCGGCGCGCCGGCUCCGGAGGCCUCGGCACGGCCUUGGAGGAGGAACUGGCCAUGAUCACCGGGGAGCGGGGAGUCGACGAGGAGCUGGUGGAGCUGGAGGCGCCAGCGGCGGGGCAUAGCGUAGACAUGCUGUUGCUCCUCCGGCAAAAAGAGAAGGACUUGGUUUUAGCAGCUAAACUGGGCAAAGCGCUGCUGGAGAGAAACCAAGACCUGACCAAGCAAUAUGAGAAGAUGCACAAAGAUCUGUGUGAGAAGUUGGAGCACCUGGAGCAGGAGAAACACGAGUUGCGGCGGCGCUUCGAAAGUCGAGAGGGUGAGUGGGAAGGCCGCGUGGCCGAGCUGGAGACGGAUGUCCAGCACCUGCAGGGCGAGCUGGAGCGCCACCAGGUCCAGCUGAGGGAGGCGGACAGGGACAAGACCAAGGCCAUCAGCGAACUAUCUGAACAGAACCAUAGGCUGCUGGAGCAACUCAGUAGGGCUGCAGACGUGGAGAGGCAGCUGUCCACUCAGGUCCAUUCAUUACGGGACGACUUCAGGGAGAAGAGUGUGUCUACAAGGCAGCACAUGACACGCCUGGAGACGCUGCAGGCAGAGCAAGGGCUAGAAAUUAAGAUGCUGUCGGAGAGGAAGAUGGAGCUGGAGCGCCGGGUGACCGCCAUGAUCGAGGAGAACGAGCUGCUGCAGAACACCGUGGACGACCUGCGGGAGCGGACGCUGGUGCUUGAGAAGCAGUGCCACGAGAAGGACCUUCAGUUGCGACAAAGCCAGCUGGAGCUUCAGGAGGUCCAGGUGUCCCACAGACAACUGACGGCUAAGUUGGCCGAGCUAACGGAGGAGCACAGUCUUCAAACUCUCAGCCCCCACCCGUCCAACCUGCUGUGUGAGAUAGAGCAGAGCAUGGAGCAGGAGGAGCAGGAGCAAGAGAGGGAACAGCUGCGUCUACAACUUUGGGAGGCCUAUUGCGAAGUCCGCUCGCUCUGCUCCCAUCUCCGGGGAAACGAUGUCACAGACUCGGCACUCUCCACCGACUCCUCCAUGGAUGAGUCCUCGGAGACGUCCUCGGUCAAGGAUGUGCCUACAGGGAGCCUUCACACCAGCCUUUUAGAGCUAAGGAGGUUAACACAGAAUCUGCUGGAUGGGAAUGAGUCUACGGGUUCACGGCGCAGUGAUGAGGAGGCACUAGAGGAGCAGGUGAGGAAGAUGGGAGAAGAACUGCAGGAGGUCAGAGAGCUUUAUGAAGCGGAGCAGCACAAAACACAGGGCAACGAAGAGGAGCUGCUGCAGAUGCACAAUCAGAUGGCGCUGCUCUCCAUUGAGAUCUGCUCUCUGAGGGAAGAGAACGAGCGAAUGAGGGCGAUGGCGGACGUCCGAGAACCCAGUGAGCAGCUCCAGAGCGCCAUCAGAGACCGAGACGACGCCAUCGCCAAGAAGAAGGGUGUGGAAAUGGAACUGGCUAAAUGUAAAAUAGACAUCAUGUCUCUGAACAGCCAGCUUCUGGACGCCAUCCAGCAGAAACUCAACCUGUCACAGCAGCUGGAGGCUUGGCAGGACGACAUGCACAGAGUGAUUGACCAGCAACUGAUGGACAAGCACCAGGACGAGUGGCGCUCGGUCCACGGCGCGCUGUCCGGAUCGUCGAGGAGUCAGUCCCCGAGGCGAGCUCGCCGCGUCUCUGAGCGGGACAAGAGACUUUUCUCUUUUUUCAAAAAGAACUGAGCCCUGUUGGAACUGGCCCUUAAAGCACAGCAGAGACACGCAGAGACAGACGCAGGUGAGGGGGUGUAUGGGUAAACAGCUCAGCCAAAGACAGGCGGUGGUAGACGGGCGCUGAUGUUGGGGGGGGGAGGUUCAGAUCAUUUUGCACUUUAUCUGACCCAUUGCUCUGCUCCUUAUGAAGGUAAAAAAAAUAAAAAAUAAAAAUUCCCCAGAGGCUUUGGCUCAGCAAUCCACCCUAAAGAGCGCUUUGCUUUCUGGUCUUACAGAACAGGACAGGGUCACAAAGUUUACCUCCACAGAGGAAGGUUUCCUUGUAGUGCCUACAAAACCCACUGCCAACUCUGUAGAGGUGGAAAACAAUGUUAAAGCGUUUCAGCAUGUACAGUAUGCAUCUCAGUUAUCAGGCCGAGGAGUCUGGGGAAAGGCAGAAGUUUGAAGUGUUAAAGUGUAAAGAGAAGUUGUGGCAGUGACAGAGGACACACAACGAUGGGGAGUCUCAGGUUUAUUCAUGUGUCAGGGGAAAAAACAUGGCGUGUUCAACACAACUGGAAAAGGUCAAUUCCCAAAUGGAAGAAUAUAAAUGGAGGGGAUGACUUAUGGGCUCUGUGAUGGACUGGUGACCACUGGAGGUGGGCACCAGCACCCCUCCUGACUCCACUGGGAACCAGAGUGUAUGAUAAUGGAUGGAUGGACUUAUGGGCAUUUUAAAAAUGCAGUUCUAAAAAUGUAAAUAAAAAAAAAAAGAAAAAAAAUUCAAGAAACCUCUGACCACCGUAGCUAUUGUAGCUAGUUGCUUUGAUCUCAGACUGAGUUUCUAAGUGCAACAACUUUUUAUUUAUUUUUUAUUUUUUAAACAAAACAGCCAGCCUGAUGAAAACCAGCCAGUUCUCCUACGUUAUUUGCUAAGUACAGAGGCUCUGUUGAGAAACGCUUCCUGGACUGUGUUGAGAUUUUAGAUUUUGCAAUUAUUGGUUUACAAUUGGUUUUUACAGUUAUUGUUUAAUUGUAAUCUAAAUCACUGUUGGGGAAUAAUUAAAACUUAAGAUUUACAACAUCUUGAUUAGCGUUCGUAGCCGGGGCUGAACCCAAGUGUUACACCAAGAACUAGAGCUCAAAUUCUGGCAUUUCGGUGGUGGACAUACAGCAUAGUAGUAAUAUCCUAUUCACAAAAUGUAAACAAUAUGUUGUGGCAACACGUCUGUCAAUCAUUAUGAGCCACAUGAGAACAAGGUUGUGAGAAGUCGGCCCUUUGGAGAGGCUGGGAUUUCCCCCUGACUGUUUGGCGCCAGUUUUGUUGAAAAUUUCACAAAUUGUAAUACAUUAUUUUUAAUUUGUGUUUUAACAAUUUUAUUGUAAACACCAGGGAGUACUUAGCCAUACUAGCCCAUCUAAACCAGUCAACAGUCCAAAAGGAGCAUGAAGCCAGGCAGCCUCAUGGGGAAAUUCUCUGGCCUGUUAUAGUUUCUUUGGGAACAUAAAUUAUUUUUUUUUUACUUUAAUUUCUUAGUUCUUUUGUAUUUAAAAAAAAACAAUUAUAAUGAAUUUUCAUCCUUUGUUUAAGAAUUUAUCAACAUUGCAUUGAAACAUUCAGCUUAAAUAGGAUUGGGUUUAGGCAACAGAAGGAAAACUAAAUUAAAAAAAGAUCUAAAAAAAACUCUCCAUCCUCGUCCCUGACAGAUGAAUAAACCUUAGUGGGGGUGGAAGAACUCCUUAAAUAUAUCUUAGUGGUAUUAUUUUCCUACUGCUCACAUCAUGGACAUCAUCUGAAGAAAAAGCACUGCUCAGUGUUGUCUCUGUGAUGUCAGUCAUCUUCCUAGUUGACCAAAUUUCUUGUUUACAUCAGCUUUUGAAGGGGUUAGGAUUUAUGAUAUGAACAAUAACUAUGAAUCCCACCAGUUAAAAGCAUGUCAGUGUACCACAGCUGUCAGCAUUCAACAUGACCGUUUGCAUUCACUCCUACUGGAGAUGGUCUACCUCCAUUCUUCUCGCUUCAAUAUUUCACAGGCACUUUGAUUUCUUAGCUUGCGGGCUUCCAUACUUGGGGGACAUUUCUGACUCCACUGGCGAAACACAACGAGGCGAGCUCCGAUCUUUGAGCGUGGAUGAUUUUCUGUGUGGCACAUUAAUGUCUGUGUGUGUUUGAGCUCGUGUUGAAUGAAGCUGUGCAAACCUAUGCAGGUGUCUUCACGUCAUCUCAGCUGGUUGUUGGGAAGGAUCAACCCAAAGAAUGAUUUUUUUAUAAAAAAUGACAAAUAGGUUUGGAUGAUAUAUUUAUAAGAAAAAACAUACUUUUUUGACAGAAAAUCUUUUUGUAGAAAGACAUAUCUGUACAAUGUUUUUGUCGACUGUUUUUAAUGUCUUGUGAAUUGAAACUCCUUUGAUGGAACGAAGCAUCUUUUGGUUUCUUUUUCUUUUCUCUUUUGUUUGGUGUCACACAGUGAGAGAAAUUUCAUAAAUUCAAAUUAUUUAUUCAAAUUCUUUAUCUAUAUGAUGCAAUUUACUGGACCUAAACACAAAAUCCUAAAAUGCCUCCACAUUUAAAUUAUCUUUAAGAGAAGAAACAGAUUAUUAUUCUAUUUUUUUACAGAAGUGUUUAACUGCCCAAGCUAGUGAAUAGAUACAGGAGCAGCAUCCCACUAAAAGAAGAAACCUUCUGCUAUAAUGAGAAACUUCCAAGUGUUUAUGAGUUUCAUAUUUCAUUAGAACGAUUCUGUUCCUGUAUUUAUUUAUUUCCUUCUUCUGGCAGUAAAAUGCUUCUGCAUGUAAACAGAUGUUUAGCAAGAUUUAGCUUAGCUUAAUUUGUCUUAUUUUAGCAAAGACUGGAAUUUAGAAAAGGGUGUACGCAGCUAGCUAAAGUUUAUAUUUUAGCGUCACUGUGAAUGUUACCACCCACAUUCAAAUCUAUCGAGCUACAGUGCUUUGAUACUUCAGGGAUAGAGCCUAACUAGCUGUGUCCCUGGUUUUAGAGAUAAGAUAGCCUAGCUUAUCUAGACACAAAGCUGGCUGGCAUGAAUAAACAGCCCUAAAAGUUAAGUAUGCUAAUGUGUGGGCCUUGUUUUUUCAGGUAAUCCGUUAUUGGUAAUGACUUAAAAUGAAAAGAACUGGGACUGAGGUUCUGUUAAAAAUGUAUGAGCAGCUAAUAUCUUGACUGCAGUACAUAAUUAUCUUCAUCUGGCAUAAAUUGAGACCAGCUAAUCGUAGAGCCUGAAGCAAACGGCUAGUCUGAGAAGAGCCAAGCCCAAAGCUAACUUGUACCUCUGUGCGUCUCUCCAUUCAACUACAAGAAAUUUAAAGUGACUUUGGUCAUAUUUUUUAAUAAACUGUCACCAUUGCAUUGGAUGGUUUAAGUCUUUAUAGGGAAAUGGGGAUUGGAGGCUGUGCAACACCAACUGUUUUCCUCUGUGAAACAUGCUGAGAAUGGAACAUGUGAAGCAUUUAUACACACCUACCUAAUAGAAAAUAAAGGCAUAAAAGUUAAAAUGGCGCACACUAAAACCUCUGUGUUUGUUUUCAUAUAUCAGACAGUUAUACUGACUGGAAACAUUUCCAUGUUUCACUCUGAGUAGUCAGGAAGAUCUUUAGCGCUGCACCAAUUCCUACCUCCAUAAUCGAUGUAUAUAAGCAACAGAUUUUUUUUGUAAAUAAGCAUCUGAACCAAACAUGACAAUGAUUAACAGGCUCAAAUUAUAAAACCUCGAUGAUGUUUAAGUAAAAUUACUUUUAAGAUGUCAGAAUUUCACUUUAAUCUUGGCUCUUCUUGGCUGCCUCCAGGAUCAGCUGGAUGUUUUAGUAAAUGAAGACACAGAAAGUCUUGUGUACUGUAUACAAGAAUUAAGGUAAGAUUUUAACAACUUAAAAACAUAUAACUUCAACAAUCGACAGUCCCUUUAAGAGCCAUUUCAAGAGACAAGUUUUGAAAAUGAGCCAGUAGAUUAUUUCCAGGCCUUAGUCAGACUAGUGAAUAAUCAUUUUUAGUGUAAGGAUUUACUUACAUAAGAUAGACUUGAUAAGUUAUUUUUAUCAAUAUUGUCCUGAUAGAACAGUUUACUCCAUAAAUUACAUAGCAAAAGGAGACACUAUUUCUCUGUACGGUAAAGCAAAACGGCACAAUAAGCCCAAUUUAAAAAAAAAAUUGUAACCUCAAACAUCAGUUUAUAACAUAAUAAUACUGGCCAGCAGAGAUAAUCACAAUCAGUGUUUUUAUGUUACCAAUAAUCACAUUAGCAAACAUAUUGGAGUCAGAACUGGGACAAGAACUAAACUUGUUUGUUUUUUUUAUUUUUUUAAUGUCACAUCUUACAGGAAAAAGAAUUAAAAAAAAGUUAUGUUUGAUUCUGCUGACUUUAUUUUGAUGUAAAUGCUGUUUGUUUUUUUCUGGUUGAAUUUGUCUCUGACGCUGCAGCCUGAAUGAAUUCUUUCCCUCACAUCUGAAAACAUGUCCAGUGUCUGUGUGUGUGAGUGCCUGGACGUCCUGAUGCCGGCCGCCAUAGGUUGUGUUGCAGUGGGAAACACAGAGAUCCCAUUGAGUGUGUUUGUGUUACUCAUCUCUCCCUCGGUCCGACGUCGUUUUCGAAUUUAGUGCUUUCGGUGGGAUCAUUGUACUCCAUGUGAGUGCUUCCAUUCACCACUGACUGACGGCACUGUUUUAGUUACAAAAUACUUCAAACUAUUCAAAAAUAUUUAUCAUGCAAUUUUCUUAGCAUCCUUGUUUUUGUACGAAUAAACUCUUUACAAUC
This is a messenger RNA of Poecilia reticulata (guppy), 7328 nucleotides long. RefSeq names its product BICD family like cargo adaptor 1 (gene bicdl1). Lineage: Eukaryota; Metazoa; Chordata; Actinopteri; Cyprinodontiformes; Poeciliidae. Gene Ontology annotation, biological process: Golgi to secretory granule transport; vesicle transport along microtubule. The record is from RefSeq and is a predicted model, not a curated record.